GUAGACAUGAUCAAAGAAAAAACUUGUCAACUCCAAAGACAAUUAUUUUUUGGUCCACAAUGCACAAUGUUGCAAAGGUGUUUGUAGGCCGAGUUACAGGAUCCUUCUUAUGUGCUGAGAAGCCAAAAAUCCCAGAGAACAGGUUGGUAGGAAUUUACCAUUCCAUGACUCUCCCUAAAUACAGAACUAGGGUUUCAUAUUCAUUGAAAGAUACUGUGGGUCAAGUCCGCAUUGUGGUUGCAACCUCUGAUCUCAGUAUGGGAGUAAAUUUUCCAGAUGUAGGAGAUGUCAUUCAUACUGGUCCAGCAAGAAGUGUUAUUGACCAUAAUACAAUGAGCAGGACCAGCUGGAAGAGAUGGAUCUUAAAUCUUCACUAUCCAGCUGAUAUUUAACAAUGCCUACAAGCCAGGCAUCUGGGAAUACUACUGGUGAUCUUUCCAGUCUGUUUCCUGUCUGUGUGCAAGGCUUCUACGCCUUUGGUGUACCACAGGCCUCUUGCCUCAGGCCAUUGCUUUUCACGUUUUAUGCAAGCAAAUUGUUUGAUGUUAUCAAGGUGCACCUUCCCACCGUUCACUGCUACGCUGACGACACGCAGUUGUAUGUGUCUAUCAGUCCAAACAACAGCACCGGGCAAUUUGAGGCUGUCACUGCUAUUCAGCACUGUAUGUGUGGAUGAUCAAAUGAUAUAAUCAAAGAAAAGGUGUUCUUAAACGAAACGCCUUGUUUCAAGUUCUUUCUCAGCAUUGCAAUAAAAAAUGGAUACGUUUGAUACUUGGUCUAUCAAUUAGAGUAUCUUUCAGUUCCAGACACAGACUUUAAGCAGUCUAGAAGUUUCCACAGAUUUUAUG
This is a messenger RNA of Porites lobata, 848 nucleotides long. The record is from the annotation of a GenBank genome assembly. NCBI's taxonomy places the organism in Eukaryota, Metazoa, Cnidaria, Anthozoa, Scleractinia, Poritidae.